CUAGAGAGGCAGGCUUUGGGGUUGCCAGGGAGCGGCUGGAGACUGACUUCCGUUUCCGGCGACUGAGGCACGAGGAUCUCGUGCCUUAAGCCGGCGGGAGAAUGCGGCCUUUGACCGAAGAGGAGACCCGUGUAAUGUUUGAGAAGAUAGCAAAAUACAUCGGGGAGAAUCUUCAGCUGCUGGUCGACAGGCCCGACGGCACCUACUGCUUCAGGCUGCACAACGACCGGGUGUACUAUGUGAGUGAGAAGAUCAUGAAGUUGGCUGCUAACAUCUCCGGUGACAAGCUGGUGUCGCUGGGGACCUGCUUUGGAAAAUUCACGAAGACUCACAAGUUCCGGUUGCACAUCACAGCUCUGGAUUACCUUGCACCCUAUGCCAAGUAUAAAGUGUGGAUAAAACCUGGAGCCGAGCAGUCCUUCUUGUAUGGGAACCACGUGUUGAAAUCUGGACUGGGCCGAAUCACUGAAAAUACUUCUCAGUACCAGGGAGUGGUGGUGUACUCCAUGGCAGACAUCCCUUUGGGUUUUGGGGUGGCAGCAAAGUCCACACAAGACUGCAGGAAAGUAGACCCCAUGGCGAUUGUGGUAUUUCAUCAAGCAGACAUUGGGGAAUAUGUGCGGCAUGAAGAGACAUUGACUUAAAAACGAAAUCGUCGCAAGGACUUGUGGCUGUGUGGAAGGGCCUAGCUUUGUUUCCUGUGUCUGUGUAGGCUCCACCAUCGUGUUGUAUUUUGUCAACACUGUGACUUCUUCAGGGACUUUUUAGUGUAAUAUUCUAUUAUCGACGAUUGCAGGCUGGAUUCUUAUACACAGAAAUGGCUCAAAAAUGGGGUUUCAGAUCUUUGUGUUUGUGACUAAAUAGAAUAGUGUUUUAUGUUUGAAUCAGAGGGCGUCUUGUUUUGAGUAACAGCUUCUGAAUCGUUGGAACUGAGGACAAGAAUAGCUUAUUGUUAUCUGUGAUAACAUUAUUUUCCAAACACAUGAAAGGAACACAAUGAAUUUUCUUAAUUAUUUAUUAGUACUAUGCAAGAUAGACUAGUAGGCCAUGUCUGGGAUUAUACAAAUGAAAUUGGGAUAAAAUAAUAACAAUUUAUUCUGCUAAUUUUCCAUAGGGUAGGUGCUGUGUGGUGUGGAAGAAAAACUUGGAUUCACACCCGAAUUCUGAUACCUACCAGCUCCAGGGUCUAUGAUGAGUCAUUAAAUUUUAAUAAGCUUUAUUUUCUUCUUCUGUUUCAAAAAACAGCGUUAAUUAUCUACCUAAGAAUGGUUUCUGGAAUCAGAAAUCGUUGUAAAACAUUUAGCACAGUGCCUGACAAAUGAUAGGUGUUGAAUAAAUGGUAAGAAUUAUUUUUAUAUUGCAUAUACUGAGUAUUCCUAUUACUGAGAGUAGGAUUUUAUGAGUAUAGUUUGAUUAUAUUAUUUUGGUUUUUAUAAGCUUUUAAUUAUUAUUGAGGUCAUGAUAGUUUAUAACAUUGUAAAAUUUCAGUUGUACGUUACUAUUUUUCAGUCACCAUAUGAAUGUGCCCCUUCGCCCCUCGGGCCCACCCCCAACCCCUUUCCCCCUGGUAACCACUGAACUGUUGCCUUUGUCUGUGUGUUUGUUUAACUUCCACGUAUGAGUGGAAUCAUACAGCGUUUGUCUUUCUCUGGCUUAUUUCGCUUAACAUAAUACCCUCAAGGUCCAUCCAUGUUGUUGCGGAUGGGAUGAUUGUUCUUUUUCAUGGUUGAGUAGUAUUCCAUUGUGUGUGUGUGUGUGUGUGUGUGUGUGUGUGUGUGUGUGUCUGUGUAUAUAUAUAUAUACACCACAUCCCUAACCAAUCAUCACUUGAUGGUACAAGCUUUUUUUCCCCCUUGAUCUUUCUUUCUUGGACAACAUGAUCCCAGGCUGAAUGUUAUUUUUAUCACCUUGAUUUCCUAAAACAUAAUUUCUCUUACGAACCUUUACUUAACCUGACUCGACUGGACAAAAAGCACUAAUCAGAGACCCUGAAAUAAUUCAA
This is a messenger RNA of Equus caballus (horse), 2002 nucleotides long. RefSeq names its product nucleolar pre-rRNA processing protein NIP7 (gene NIP7). Gene Ontology annotation, molecular function: RNA binding. Gene Ontology annotation, biological process: ribosome assembly; ribosomal large subunit biogenesis. The record is from RefSeq and is a predicted model, not a curated record. NCBI's taxonomy places the organism in Eukaryota, Metazoa, Chordata, Mammalia, Perissodactyla, Equidae. Gene Ontology annotation, cellular component: preribosome, large subunit precursor; nucleolus; nucleus.